ACCGAAUUUGUUUCUUAAAUUCGUGAUUAUUUAUAUUUUUAUACACUCUAAUUUCCUAAAUAGCGUGCAUUUCCUAUACUAAAAGUUAUAUUACUUAUUAUAUCAUCUCUUAAAUCCAUUACUAUCGGUUGUAAACCGUUAUUUCGCACGAUAAUGUUAAUUGAGUAUGAGUGUUUGUGAUAAGCUUAUCAAUCCGCACCAAGCGUCGCCGGCUCGCGCGGUGAGGACGUGUACACUACGCCCUGUGCCUUAAAUAUAUUACUCUCUUUCUAUAAUAAAAAAGACAAAAUGUCCGGAGAAGGUUCAAGCGGUGGUGGAAACAAGAAGGUGGCUCUUAUCACCGGUAUCACAGGACAGGACGGUUCCUACCUCGCCGAAUUCCUCAUCGAUAAAGGCUACACCGUCCACGGCAUCCUCAGACGCUCUUCUUCUUUCAACACGGGCCGCAUUCAGCACCUCUACGAGAGACCAGCGUGUCACACUGGCGGUCGCAUGCAUUUGCACUACGGGGAUCUUACGGACACUACCUGCUUGAUUAGCAUCAUUGUCAAGACUCGACCAAAAGAGAUCUACAACCUCGGAGCGCAGUCGCACGUAAAAGUGUCUUUUGAACUGAGCGAAUACACGGCGCAGGUGGACGCACUAGGUACCCUACGGCUACUGGAGGCAGUUAGAGCCGCGGGUUUAGAAAAGGAGACGCGAAUCUAUCAAGCCUCGACCUCGGAGCUGUAUGGAAAAGUUGUAGAAGUCCCGCAGUCGGAAAAAACGCCGUUCUACCCACGAUCGCCUUACGCCUGCGCAAAACUCUACGGCUACUGGAUAACGAUAAACUACCGCGAGGCCUACGGCAUGUUCGCCUGCAACGGCCUCCUCUUCAACCACGAGAGUCCGCGGCGAGGCGAGAACUUCGUCACCAGGAAGAUCACCCGCGGCAUCGCGAAGAUUACUUUAGGCCUCAUGGAGUAUAUAGAGCUGGGGAAUUUGGACUGUAAGAGGGAUUGGGGGCAUGCCAAGGAUUAUGUUGAGGCAAUGUGGCUAAUGCUGCAACAAGACGAGCCGGAAGACUUCGUAGUGGCCACAGGAGAGACGCACAGCGUGCGCGAAUUCGUUGAGAAAGCGUUCGCGGUCGUCGGACGGACGGUCGUGUGGCGCGGCGCCGGUGUGGACGAGACCGGACACGACGCCACAACCGACCAGCUGCUGAUCAAAGUGAACCCGAAAUACUUCAGGCCUACUGAAGUGGACUUGCUUCUCGGCGACGCAUCCAAAGCGAAGGCCAAGCUGGGCUGGUCGCCGCGCGUGUCGUUCCCGGAGCUGGUGCGGGACAUGGUGCGCGCCGACCUGGCGCUCAUGGCCGACCACCCGGAGGCGUAGAAAACUGGGCCGUUCAAAGUAUGUGUCCCGGGUAGAUGUUGACUCCAUCGUCUCUCAGCAUCUGAGCUGUGCGGCCUG
Messenger RNA from Cydia amplana, 1452 nucleotides. RefSeq names its product GDP-mannose 4,6 dehydratase (gene Gmd). Gene Ontology annotation, biological process: GDP-mannose metabolic process. The transcript has 8 exons. The coding region runs from base 289 to 1374 and encodes 361 amino acids. Gene Ontology annotation, molecular function: GDP-mannose 4,6-dehydratase activity. Gene Ontology annotation, cellular component: cytoplasm. The record is from RefSeq and is a predicted model, not a curated record. NCBI's taxonomy places the organism in Eukaryota, Metazoa, Arthropoda, Insecta, Lepidoptera, Tortricidae.